Gadus morhua (Atlantic cod) is the source of this 3237-nucleotide messenger RNA. It is a transcript of the gene dedd, whose product is annotated as death effector domain containing. Gene Ontology annotation, cellular component: nucleolus. NCBI's taxonomy places the organism in Eukaryota, Metazoa, Chordata, Actinopteri, Gadiformes, Gadidae. The coding region runs from base 587 to 1768 and encodes 393 amino acids. The record is from RefSeq and is a predicted model, not a curated record. The transcript has 5 exons. Gene Ontology annotation, molecular function: protein binding; DNA binding. Gene Ontology annotation, biological process: extrinsic apoptotic signaling pathway via death domain receptors; apoptotic process; regulation of apoptotic process.
CAAAGUCGCAUUGAUUUUGAAUUGAUAGAAAAUAUAUCUUUACGUUGCCCUCUGUCGGUUAAACGCCGAACAUCUUCCGGAUAUGGACUGCACCAUGACCCUGGAAGUUCUUUCAUUUUAGCUGAAUAACGAAAAUGGGCAUGUUACUCCCGACCCCCGUAUCAUGAACCACAUCCCCGUUAAACAGGACCAUUCUUUUAGGACGGGGACAGCUUUGCGACACGGGACCGCAACAGAGCUCCUCCGAUGUCUGGUUCCCUGAGCCGUUUUGGAGAGUAGACGGAGACCCGAGGUAACGAGGACACGGAGCAGCUUCUCUUCCGAAUGGUCUUAGCUCUCGGCUAGCGGGGGCUAACGGAGCCACAACAAACCAUCACGCAGCCCACAGGAAUCCGACGAUAGUGUAGUCGCAGUAUCCUCCAGGAAAGCCGGACAGGGGUGUUUGUAAAGGGACCCUCACCAAAUCACAUUUUCGGCGACUGUUACGUCCACCAAGCGACGAGCGUUACUGUGGCUCUUUUGCAGGAGUGGACCGGUCCGCUAGCGACAGGGGCUCCAGCGUCCCUCGCCUUCAGCUCCCCCUGCGAUGACAUCACAGCAGCCUCCCCUCCCCAACGCCAACGCCAACGUCAGCGCCGCCCCCAUCGCCCCGCACUGCUCCAACGCCCCCAACCUCCACCACGCCCUCCCCCUGGACUCCAGCCCCGCCCCCCAGCCCCUCCCCCAGCGGCCGCCGACGGACAGACGCACGGGCUCCGACAGACUCGCCCCCCCCGCCCCCUCCUGCUCGCACACUGGCUCCGCCUCUUCGCGGCGGCCGGCGGCUGGCACCUUGGAGCCGUGGCCGGAGGAGGCGGCGGACGGCUCCUACGGGCUGUACUCACUGCACCGCAUGUUCGACAUCGUGGGCGCGCAGCUCACGCACCGCGACGUGCGCGUGCUGAGCUUCCUGUUUGUGGACGUCAUCGACGAGUACGAGCGCGGCGGCAUCCGCAGCGGGCGGGACUUCCUGUUGGCCCUGGAGCGCCAGGGCCGCUGCGACGAGACCAACUUCCGGCACGUUCUGCAGCUGCUGCGGAUCAUCACACGGCACGACCUGCUGCCGUACGUCACGCUACGCAAGAGGCAGGCCGUGUGUCCGGACCCGGUGGAUAAGUACCUGGAGGAGACCUCUGUGCGUUACGUCUCCCCUCGGGGCGCGGCCCAGGGACUGGGCCAUAUGCCUCACAGAAGUACAGGAACUCAGCCCGUGAUUUGCUGCUCCCCGUCGGGGCGACAGGUGGGCACGCCCCAGACCAAGCCAGCCCCGCCCACUUCUAGCCGCAAGAGGAAGAGGAACCACUCUACGGCCGAGUGCCGAGAGAAGCAGACCUGUGAUAUCCGCCUGCGGGUACGUGCCGAGUACUGCCAGCACGAGUCUGCGCUGCAGGGCAACGUGUUCUCCAACAAGCAGGAGGCGCUGGAGCGGCAGCUGGAGCGCUUCAACCAGGCCAACACCAUCCUGAAGUCCCGCGACCUGGGCUCCAUCAUCUGUGACAUCAAGUUCUCGGAGCUCACCUACCUGGACGCCUUCUGGCGGGACUACAUCAACGGCUCUCUGCUGGAGGCCCUGAAGGGCGUGUUCAUCACGGACUCCCUCAAGCAGGCGGUGGGCCACGAGGCCAUCAAGCUGCUGGUGAACGUGGACGAGGAGGACUACCAGGCCGGCCGCCGCAAGCUGCUGAGGAACCUGGUGGCCGGGGGGGGCGGGGCCGGGAAGGAGCCCUAGGCUGGAGGAUGCUCGUCGCGGGACGCAGUAGUUUGGGUCGGGGUGUGGGUGAGCGGGGGGGGACCUCUGCGAGUGCCCGCCCCCUGACCCACCCGGGGGGGCUCCAGACCAGACGUUGGGCGGUGGAGCUCGAUGACGGGGGCUAGGGAGGAGAGCGAGGGACUCCUUACGGACGGCGCUGUUGUGUUUCCGCUGAGGUCAAAGGUCGAGCAGAGAACGCCACACAGGACGACAAUGCCACUCAGGCGAACAGCGCAUCCAGGUUGACAUCGUUCCGUUACCGCGGCAACCAGGACGGCCGAUAUAGAAACUUCGGUGUUGGAAUACAAAUGAAGGAAAAGAAAGCAAGUGUACGCUCCGUAUUUAUCACUGAGAACGACGGCCUACCGACGGCCUACCGACGGCCUACCGACGGCCCUUGCAUACGGCGGCCGGCAGUGUCUACAAGUCACGUCUGGAGUAGUAGUACCUUCUUGUAAAUACUACUGCCAUCUUUUGUGGAUCCUCUUCUUUGCGUUGUUGUAUGAAGUGCAGUCAGGUUUGAUUGGAGGUUUAAUGUCUAGUCUGGAAUGGAGUAGGCACUGCUUACCCGCUUAUUCACAUUGUUCUAUUCCUGCCAAACGUGGAGCCGACUAGCACCACAUUUUGUACUUGUUUUUUCUUUCUCGUCUGUGUAGAACUCAUUACCUUUUAGCUGAUUUUAUGGUUAGCUAAUUUUUCGACGUCAUCUGACCUAACUACUUGGUAUCUCCUCCUCCCCAUUCCCCCCCAAAUAAUGUGCUCACAAGUGGCCAAAAUGUCAAAUUUGGUGUGUGUGUGUGUGUGUGUGUGUGUGUGUGUGUGUGUGUGUGUGUGUGUGUGUGUGUGUGUGUGUGUGUGUGUGUGUGUGUGUGUGUGUGUGUGUGUGUGUGUGUGUGUGUGUGUCACUCAAUGAGACAUAACAGAUACAUCGAAGGAAUUCUUGCAUUGAGGAUUGAAAAAAGCAUGGAGCUUCACUAUCAGUUUGUAUUUCGUAGGCUUGCUUUGGACAACGGAUUGAUCACCUUAAAUUGUAAUAUAACUCAAGCACGUAGCUACAUUUUAUUUUCAAUCACAGAAAUGCUGCCAACAAACUACUAUCUUGAUCCAUCAGAUGUAAGCUUUUCUCUCUUUCAAUUUAAAUAUCUGUCCCCAUUUAAAUCUCGAUUCGGAAAUCCUGAUAUUUGGACGCUAACAGAUGUUUUUUGUAAUACCGAACAACGUACAAUAGUAAACCCCGGGUCCACCGGCGGCUCAUAGUCCCAGUCUGACCAGACAGAUCUGUCCUUUAUACCACAUUUACAAAUGUUUAAGCUCGCCUCGAUGCUAAUGUACCAAAACAAAGAUUUAUUUUAAUAUUUUAGGAAGUGGAUUUUCAUUUAAUGCAAUGACAGUAUUAGGGGGGUGUUCUGGUUGGCUGUGUGUGCAGAAUAAAACCAUGUUGAUCACCA